CUCUUGACACAACGAAAGGAAAAUUUUUCCUCGUCCGGGAGUUUUGGGGUGAUAAUGUUUUCGGCUGAAUUAUUCACAAAAAUGGAAUAACUUUAACUUGUGGUUGGUGAAAAAGUGUCGCGAAUAGCUGCGAUUCAAGAGAGCAGGAAGAAAAAGACCCAUUGAUAAGGCGCGUCCGACGCAUCCGCUGGCGCUGGCGACGUUCGUGAGGGACUGACGAAUUGAAACGUAGAGAAAGAGGUGGAGGAAGUGGCGGAGUGCGUGAUUUUGUACAAUCAAGUAGCAUCGUUGACGACCGUAUCGUCGAAGGAAAGUAAAUAAGAACUUGUAUGUGUGACUGCUUCCUUGAUCAAGUGCAUCACUGGGGCGAAGAGAAGUAGUUGCGACGGCAGAAGUAGCAGUGCGCUGACGAUAGCACGAUGAUCGGUGGUCUGUUCGUGUAUAAUCAUAAGGGCGAGGUGCUGAUAUCCCGCGUAUACCGGGAUGACAUCGGUCGAAACGCGGUCGAUGCGUUUCGCGUGAACGUGAUUCACGCCCGGCAGCAGGUUCGUUCGCCGGUAACGAACAUCGCCCGGACGAGCUUUUUUCAUAUCAAGCGGGCGAACAUUUGGCUGGCGGCCGUUACGAAGCAAAAUGUGAACGCUGCGAUGGUGUUCGAGUUUCUGCUGAAGAUUAUCGACGUGAUGCAGUCGUACUUUGGCAAAAUCUCCGAGGAAAACAUCAAGAAUAACUUCGUGUUGAUCUACGAGCUGCUCGAUGAAAUCCUCGACUUUGGCUACCCGCAAAACUCGGACACGGGCGUGCUGAAGACGUUCAUCACUCAGCAGGGCAUCAAGACGGCGACGAAGGAAGAGCAGGCGCAAAUCACGUCGCAGGUGACGGGCCAGAUCGGAUGGCGCCGCGAAGGCAUCAAGUAUCGUCGCAACGAGCUGUUCCUCGAUGUGCUUGAGUACGUGAACCUGCUGAUGUCGCCCCAGGGGCAGGUGCUGUCGGCGCACGUUGCCGGUAAGGUGGUGAUGAAGUCGUACCUGUCCGGUAUGCCGGAAUGUAAGUUCGGCAUCAACGACAAGAUCGUGAUGGAGGCGAAGGGUCGCAGCGGCAUUUCGGGCAACGCGGACAAUGAAGCGUCCCGGUCGGGCAAACCGGUGGUCGUGAUUGAUGAUUGCCAGUUCCACCAGUGCGUUAAGCUGAGCAAGUUCGAGACGGAACACUCGAUCAGCUUCAUCCCGCCGGACGGUGAGUUCGAGCUUAUGCGUUACCGUACGACGAAGGACAUUUCGCUGCCAUUCCGAGUGAUUCCGUUGGUGCGCGAGGUUGGCCGUACAAAGAUGGAGGUAAAGGUGGUGCUGAAGUCUAACUUCAAGCCGUCGCUGCUGGGGCAGAAGAUUGAGGUGAAAAUUCCCACCCCGUUGAAUACGUCCGGGGUGCAGUUGAUCUGUUUGAAGGGCAAAGCCAAGUAUAAGGCAUCUGAAAAUGCGAUCGUUUGGAAAAUUAAACGUAUGGCCGGUAUGAAGGAAACGCAACUGUCCGCCGAAAUCGAACUCCUCGAAACGGAUACCAAAAAGAAAUGGACCCGACCACCGAUCUCGAUGAACUUUGAGGUACCAUUCGCACCGUCCGGAUUCAAGGUGCGCUACCUGAAGGUGUUCGAGCCGAAACUGAACUACUCCGACCACGAUGUCAUCAAAUGGGUGCGAUACAUUGGACGCAGCGGACUGUACGAGACACGAUGCUAAGCACAGGGAUGUGCGCUUCGAUUCGACUGUUUAUAUGCACGGAGCUGGCCAGGAAUGGAGAGGAGUUGUACUACUAUUGCUAAUAUAACCACAGAAAGAGGCACACCGAAUCGAAUGGCAAUACUAUUACCAACAACAUUGGGCAGACAACGAGCGAACAAUUGUUUGAGACGAGGAUUAACAAUUGUUUGACACGGCACGAGGACUAAACUGAGAACAACACAAAGUUAUAGUUCAUUUCGUUUUGCGAGGAAACUUUCUGAACAAGAACGGAGCCAUAAAGGGGACAGAUUUUUCCUCAACCACUCCGGUCCACGGACACGGGAGGUACUCUCUUUCUCUCUCUAUUUUCUGACAUGGUUUUCGUUUAGACAAAUGUAGCAAAAGAGUUAUUUGGUAGGAAUUCCUUUUAUGAAUUAUGCGCAACAAAAGGCUAAAUAUUUUCUAGUAGGGAAAAUUGUUUUCGUUCGAUUUCACUGACGACAGGUAUGGUUUUAGUAUUUGUGCGCAGAUUCGUUAAAAAUUGUAUGAAGGAUCAGUGACAUCAUUCAUAAUAGAGGCACACACAUACAUACACACACACGGCACAUAAACACUCUGCAGGCAUAAGUGUUAUCGAAAGUUGGUAGAAAAAAAAAACAAAAAGGACCUGCCUGAAUGAGGCCGAUCAGAGCAGUGAGUUAUCCGUGUUAUAAUAAUACAAUAUGUUCAUAU
Molecule: messenger RNA, 2450 nt
Organism: Anopheles coustani
Lineage: Eukaryota; Metazoa; Arthropoda; Insecta; Diptera; Culicidae
Gene: AP-2mu
Product: AP-2 complex subunit mu
Exons: 6
Coding region: 420-1736 (438 amino acids)
Biological process (GO): intracellular protein transport; clathrin-dependent endocytosis
Cellular component (GO): cytoplasmic vesicle; AP-2 adaptor complex
Molecular function (GO): clathrin-cargo adaptor activity
Source: RefSeq, a predicted model, not a curated record